AUGGCUCAGGGGAAUGGCAGCUGGCCUACUGAUCAGUAUGGCAAUGGUAUCGGAGGAAUGGGCACGUCCGACGGGAUCGGGUUGAACAACUUCAAUUCCCAGCAAUAUCACGGCCAGCCCGAUCCGUCUUUCGAGGAUCCCCAGCAGUCAUACCUAGGCCAGAGCAAUUAUCAAUAUGAGCUCCUCCAUGGCAACAACCACUUGGGACUUCAAGGACAAGGGUAUAAUUAUUACCAGGGCCCCCAUUUCUCGAAUACAGAGACCAACGGAAGUAGCAUUCAUGGUCCCGGGUCGCUUACGGUUCAGCAAUACGCAGAACCCCAGUUCGGUGGAUAUAGCUCGCAGCAGAGACACUUCCAACCUCAGUAUGCCUCUGAACAGCCUAAGGAAGGCCAAGUUCAUCCCCCCCCGACUCCAUAUGGGCAGUCAUGGCAACAGCCACUGCCACAGCCUCCAACACAAUUCAACCAAGCGGCCGUCGCUUACGAGCAUCACACUCCACAAGCCGUGUAUCCCCACGGCCCUACGUUGCCGCCGUAUUCCGGCGUUCAAGAACCCCAGGUCGUACAGAGGACGGCGCCCUACAGUGCCGGUCAGGGUGCUCCCGCAGGUAUCUUCCGUAACACGCUGCCCAGUUUAGAUGGACAGGGAGACUUCACCCCUGACCCCCCUCAGUAUCGCGUACAACAACAGAGCGUAGACAGGGCGUACGGUGAGGGCAAUGGGGCCCCUACUCCUUUCGGAGAUGGGAAUUCUUCUGCACAGCAAGCCUUCGCCGCGGUGCAGCAGCGCGUCCCUACGCUGCAGCCGCAGGGCCAGACACGUGGACGGAUGCCAGUGACGUCACAAAUUCAGCCUGCGGGUCCGGCAAAUGGGGGAAUCACUUUAGGGCAAUAUCAGACGCCGCCGACCGGUAACCCAGCAACGGUACCUGUGGCCGAGUCUCCUGUCGCUCAGGACAGCCCUCAUACUGUCCAAAAUGCGAACCCGGAGACGGUUGUGCUAGAACCUGAGGUGACCAUAGCUGGUUCUGAUGUGUGGCAGCGAGUCGAGGGGUGCCGAAACCUUUUCGUGAAAAACGCACCGAAGACCAGAAUCGGACAGUUCGCGGAAUUGCGCCCCAAGGAUCCAGAUGCUAAGGCUUCGGAAAAAAUAUUUGUCAUUAAGCACAACGCAGCUCGAACACCCGUCGUCCCAGAUCGUGGUUUCCGACUCCCCGGCGAAAUACAGAGGGACCGCGACGAAUUGUCCAGUCGGCUUCAAUACUCAAUCUCCGACUCCGAACGAGAGAGUAUCAAUCAGGAUAUAGCGCGACUUGAUAACGAGAAAAUCCUCAUCGCUGAUGAGUCUAAGCCUGUCUCGCAAGACGCCAAGUCAAAAACUGUCCUAAAACGCAAAUCCCCCAUGGACGCCAAUGCUAAGAAAACCAGUUCGUCAGGAGACAGCAGUGAUGAAGAUGAGAGCGUCACAGACAUCACGGCUCGCAAGCUUGUAUCAGCCAAGACGCGACCAGUGGAUGCCUUGAAGGCUGUCGAGUACGACGUUGUUAAGAUUCUCUGGCGCGAUCCGAAGCUCCCUGAACUGCCACAGGAUGUCGUCCUUAAGAAUAUCCAAGCAUUCAGCGAUUACAUUCUAGCCCUGUGGGCCACAAUCAAAGAUUUUAAGAGGCAACUCGAGAGCCCAAACGACGUCGGCAACAAGACCACACCAGAGUCGCUUCAAGCUGCCCUCGAUGCCAAGUACGACGCAAUUCGAGUUGCCAUCGAGACAUCUGUAAAGUAUGGCGACAAUUUCACCAUUACGCAACUUGGCAUACAACUGAAGAUGCUUGGGGCCCUCUGCAUCCUGUUACGCCACCGCUUUCUAUCAGAAGACUACAACGGCCCUCUACCUAAGGCUAUUCUGAAACUCCUGUCCAUGUUCAUUACUGUGGACACUGAAUUCCUCACAGACCGAGUCAAGUUUGACAAGCUGCGACAGAAGUAUAAGGGCAGUUUGGACGAAGAAGGGAGAGGGUAUCUCGAUCUCAUUUUCAUGAAUGCCAAAGAGCGCUCGGACUUGAAAGCACGUGAAGAACCCAAGAAGGUUGAGGAUUCGAAGAAAGUCGAAGAUACCAAGAAGGGCGACGACACCAAGAAAGUUAGCUCCAAUAUUUCCAGGAAAGCAUCGGCAGGCGUCAAAGAGGGCCUAUUGACCGCAAAGGCAUCCCCCACGAAGAAGGAGGUGGGCCAGAAGAAGCCUACAACAGAAGUUAAGAAAAUGCAACCGAUCGACUAUUCUGGCCUAGGGUCAGCAAGAAAGAUCAGCAGCCUGCCGACCAAGGCGGUUUCUUCUGCUUCCUCUAAGAGAUCUCGAGACGAUGAUGUUGAUUCGCGGGCUCCUAAGAAAGUCGCGGUAGAAAGCACAGCCAGCGGCCUUCCGACUUCAACUGUUAAGCCGCCAGCCUCCAUGGCUCAGACGUCUCAGCCUCCGUCGAUGGCAAGCGUAUUAACUCGUUCGAGGCCCAUGGGAUCGAUGCUGCCGGGCAGGUCUCGAGUUCCAGCCAAAGCACCACCAAAGAAGCUGGCACCCCCGCCGCCUACCGCUUCCGCUAUCGGCGAUCUCCUUGCCCAAAUCUCCAAGCCCAAGGAAACGCCUAAACAGCCCGAGGAGCCAGAGAGGGCCCCUGAAACGCCUGAGGAGAGAGCUCGUAGGCUGCGCAAAGAGUCGCGUAGGCACCUUCGCGUCUCGUGGAAACCGGACCAUGAACUUGUCGAUAUCAGAACAUUCGAGCAUGACACGGCCGAAGACAAGGGCCGAGAUCAGAAUAUGCUGCGGGAUGCCCGCGAUAACCGCUCCGAAGGACAGAUGCUGAAGCAACGCGUCCAAGAUAAUGACGAUGAAGAUGAGGAGGAGAAGGCGAAGGAAGUUUCCAUAUCGGAUUGGCAUGAGCCUACGGCAGUCCGUUUCGGGGACGCCUUUCCUCCGGAACGGCGGGCUAAGAUUUUUACUCCUCACGGUGGAGACCUGCCCGUCAACUCGGAACAGAAGAAGACGAUGGAUGAAUACGAAAAUCGCGUGUUGAUGGCUAUUUAUACUAGUGUGGCAGAUAUCCCAGAAUCUCCUCAGUCACCUAACCGGAACGGCGAGGUGACCCAGCACAGAGCCACAUCCGUUCCGCCAUCGGAUGCCGCUCAGUGGCAGAAGUGUCUGCCGCCAACCACCACGAAGAGACAAGAUAUUCUUCGUCGGUGGUUGAACCCACAUUCCGCCCCCGUUGCGGCACCAUCUCCUCGCCUCGGCGGCUCCACGAUUAAUCCUCCAUUCCAAGAUAGUCUCCCCCAAUCGCUGCAAGCGACACUCGGUUCGCUUACGAGUACUCUGACACCCUUGCAGUCUCUCCCUCAAAUAGGCUCAGUCUCUCGCCCGCAAACCCAGGACGAGCGUGACGCGGAGGUCUUAUCCCUGCUAACAUCCGACAAAGUCAAGAACUGGACGAACCCGGAACCUUACAACCCCGCUCAACCAAAGACACGACGACGAUACGACUACGCGGAUCCCAAAGUGCAGAAGGACGUCGACGCAGUCGAGGAUCUGUGUGCCAAAUUCCAGGGCAAACCAUACCCGGCUACAGAGCCACCCGACCAUAUCAAAUCCGACCCGGCACGCGUACAGGAAUGGUACGACGGUUACAACAAGGAUGUGGCCGCAAAGGCAAAGAAAGAGGAGGGAGAACGCGCCAUCCAAUUGGCGCGGAAUGCGUGGAGCGCUGGCCAGGGCACCCAACCCUCUCAAUUUGUUCUCCAGACAAACCCGUAUAUCCCAUAUCAGCAGUAUGCCCAGCCGCCGCAGUAUCAGCAACCAUCGCAGCAGGCUGCUCCUGACUACGCAGCUAUAAUAGCCCAGGUCCGUGCCAUUCAAGCUGGACAAUCGCUCAGCCAGCCGGCAGGUCAAACAGCUAGCCACGCUACCGGUCAGCCUUCUGUCCAACUCGGCAGUCAGUUUGCAAGUCAGCCUGUAAACCAGCCUGUGAACCAGCCCAUCCAAGGCGCUACCGCAGCAUCGACGACUGAUCUGAGUGCCGUUCAUAACAUCCUGGCCAUAUUGCGGCAGUCGAAGCAAGCAACUCCAGCCCCGCAGACGGCCACGGCCACGGCCGCGGCCACGUCUCCUGCGCAAACAGCUUCUGAUUACGGACAGUGGCAAGCAUGGGCACAAGCCCAAGGUCAGGCUUACGGCGCCCAGACGCAAACAUAUGGUACUGCUCAGCCCUACACAGGGGCUCAGCCUCAAGCUUCUACUCAGGGUUACGGUGGUCAGGGCUACCAGGAUCCAUUCUAUAAUCCGCAACCAAGUUCCUCGGAGCCGCAAAGCGCGCAGAAUCAGAAUCAGCGCGAUGCCAACCGAAACGGCCGCAAAGACUUCCGGGCCAACAAGGACAAGGGUAUUAACCAAGCCCUCAUCGGUACGAAGCCCUGCACGUUCUGGGCAAAGGGUCAGUGCGCCAAGGGCGACAAGUGCACGUUCCGACACGAUCCCAACGAUCUCAAGUAA
This is a messenger RNA of Durotheca rogersii, 4533 nucleotides long. RefSeq lists its product as uncharacterized. Lineage: Eukaryota; Fungi; Ascomycota; Sordariomycetes; Xylariales; Xylariaceae. Gene Ontology annotation, molecular function: metal ion binding. The transcript is spliced from 3 exons. The record is from RefSeq and is a predicted model, not a curated record. Bases 1 to 4533 code for a protein of 1510 amino acids.